This is a messenger RNA of Parnassius apollo (apollo), 747 nucleotides long. The record is from the annotation of a GenBank genome assembly. Lineage: Eukaryota; Metazoa; Arthropoda; Insecta; Lepidoptera; Papilionidae.
AUGACUGUACCUGGAAAAUCAGUAACAGUCGAUGAUUUACUGCUGACUUCCCAACUCUCAAAAUCGAAUGUACGAGGCAAAGUCAAGUCAUCCAAGAAUACUACGACACUCAUGAAGGUCGAUCCUGCUGCCUCACUCGCAAGUGUCUCACUCGAGAAUUUUGAUAAAAAUUACAAUUAUGACAUUAGUUAUAUUUUAAACGAAAAAACGGGUCAUGGAAGCCACAAAAACACUGAUUUAGUAUUUGAAACUGAUUUACCCGUGAUUUCGAUAAAAGACCAAGACCAGCCCAAAAAGAUAAAUAUUCUAUCCGGCAUCAUUUUACCAGAAUAUAAGACUGACCCUAUUGCAAAAACUAAAACUAAAUACUUUAAAGAAAUUGAUACAAGCUUUAACAUUUUAUCACAAACUUUUCCUUCAGAACGCAAUAUUGUCAUAGAAAAACCACAUACUGAAAAUUCGGAUGGUAAGAUAAGAAAAAUAGAUAAUAUUUCUUUUAAUAUUAACAUUCAUGGUGUUUUAAGUAGUGACGAUAAUGAGGAUAUUAGGGAUGUUGUGAGUUGUUCUGCAAAUAGCAGAGACAAGACUAGCAGUAAAAAAAGGAAGAAAAAACGUCGUUUGAGAAAAACUGUCAAAAAGGAAAACGUCAAACCAGUUAAGAGACCAAGAAAAUCUCUAGAUAGUUCUACAACUACUGAGGAAGAUUGGAUUAGCACCCAUAGUGAUUCUGACAUAAACAAAUUUUGA